UCGCAACGCAGUAGCGAAGAACGGACGUGUAAACCUAUUGCCAGUCGGAAUACCGCGCCAUCGUGGAACAAAGAUGGAAAAUUGGGUAACACCUGAACAGGAUUGAUUUUCACUUUGGGUUUUUUGUGUGCUUUGAAAAGCAGCACCCUUUAAGCGGAGUGUGAAAGUGAGCAAGGCUCAUCAGAAUGUAUCGAGCCGUGCGUUUGGAGAAUGGCAGCUGUUUGGUGAUUUUGGUGCUUCUCUGUUUGGGAAGCGGCGUUAGGUCCGCUCCCAACCAUGGAUUACUACCGGCGUCGAAUCCGCGGGAGGCAGAACUGCUAAACAACAGCUUUUUCCGCCGCCUUCGGGAGAUGAUCAUGGAACGAGCAUAUGAGGACGUGUUCAACGAGGUGGCAGAAGAACCGCCAUCCCAGCCAAUGAAACCGGUGGAUACGUCCCAUCUGGACAGUCCGCCGAAGCCGCGUGCCGUGGAAAACUGGCCCAUGGUUAGCCACGAGUUCGGCCAGGUUACCGCCGUAUCGAUCAAUCGGGACGGCAAUCCAGUAAUCUUCCACCGUGGUCGUCGCGUUUGGACCGCCGAAAGCUUCAACGACACCAACCACUUUCAGCAGAUUGCGGACGGUCCCAUCGAGGAUAGCACCAUCUUGACGCUGAGUGCUGCCACGGGUGAGGUGAUCGACGAGAGCGGUGGCGGAAUAUUCUACAUGCCGCACGGUAUGACGAUCGACCGUAACGGGAACAUGUGGUUGACCGAUGUGGCCCUGCAUCAGGCGUUUAAAUUUAUGCCCGGUCACGAUUAUCCGAGUAUUACCAUCGGUCGACGGUUCGAGCCCGGUUCGUCUCGGAAUCAUCUGUGCAAACCGACGGCAACCGCCGUUGCCUCCACCGGGGAAGUGUUUAUCGCCGAUGGAUACUGCAACAGUCGGAUACUGAAAUUCAAUGCCGCUGGGCGUCUGAUCAGGAUGAUACCGCAGCCACCGGAAUUUCUGUCCCUACAGGUUCCCCAUGGACUGACACUGUUGGAGCAUUUGGAUUUGAUCUGCAUUGCGGACCGGGAGAACAUGCGCGUUGUUUGUCCAAAGGCCGGUCUAAGAUCAUCCUUUGGCGAGGGAACGCAGGCAGCAACGAUACAGGAGCCGGAUUUGGGUCAUGUGUAUGAUGUUGCCGCUUACGGUGAUUUGGUUUACGCGAUUAAUGGCCCGACGGCGGAUAUGAUCCCGGUACGGGGAUUUACCAUCGAUCCCCGAUCGGAGACCAUCAUCGAUCACUGGGGCAAGUUUGAAAAUCCGCACUCGAUCGCGUUCUGUCCCAAUGGGUCGGCCAUGUACGUGACGGAGAUUGGUCCCAACAAAAUAUGGAAAUUUGAGUUAUUAUAAGAUUCAGAAAUUUUCAGUAGUACGAGAAAAAAGAUAGCCAAUUUUAAUAAGACCAUAUGAUGAUGUGAACCAACAGCAUAAAGUUAUAAAAAAAAUGAAUAUAUCUUAUUUGUAUGAAGAUGUCUAAGGAACAUAAUAUUCAACUAACCAAGUUAUCUCGAAGAAUUGAAACUUAUAGGGAAUGAUGAAUGGCAGAAAAUACCAUCAAAUACUAUUGCACCAGUGCUGUAAUCACGUAACUUCCAGCCGUUUAUUAUCAUUUUCCUUUGCACUGUAGAACGUUUUGGGGGUCAUCAUUAUCUCAGUAUUUGCGUUUAGUGCUAAAAUAUAUAGUCUAAUUUAGCGAGUUAAAAACCCGUACUAUGUUAUUGGCUUAUGUUAUCCCAUGGUUAAUCUAUCUAACGAGUUAAACAACAGCAGCGUUAGACGAUUGGAAACUUCUACCGAGACACGUUAUAAUGGAUCGUAUUGUAGUGUUCGGAACAGUAAACGUGUAACCAAGCAUCAACAGAAAAAAUAAGAUAUCAUAGUAUU
This is a messenger RNA of Sabethes cyaneus, 1910 nucleotides long. RefSeq names its product peptidyl-alpha-hydroxyglycine alpha-amidating lyase 2 (gene Pal2). The transcript is spliced from 5 exons. Gene Ontology annotation, cellular component: extracellular region; membrane. Lineage: Eukaryota; Metazoa; Arthropoda; Insecta; Diptera; Culicidae. Gene Ontology annotation, molecular function: protein binding; catalytic activity. The coding region runs from base 186 to 1376 and encodes 396 amino acids. Gene Ontology annotation, biological process: peptide metabolic process. The record is from RefSeq and is a predicted model, not a curated record.